UUUACAAUAAUGGUAUCGAUAAAGCUUCUGGCGAGUGUGAUGCUGGUAGUGGCAGUGGCCAUAGAAAGGUCCACUUCGGCGCCUCACAAAGCACAUUCCUUCCAGCAUUUUCACGGACCCGUCGAGGGCGAGGGCGUUGAAGUUGUCUGGAAAGACAAGCAUGGACACGAGCACGUCGACUACAAAGCCCACCCCAAGUACAAAUUUUCAUACGGAGUCGAGGACCAUCACACCAAAGACUUUCACGGACAAAAGGAGCACCGAGAUGGUAAAGACGUAGCAGGUGAAUACACGGUGCACGAACCUGGUGGCAACGUCAGAACCGUCAAGUACCAUGCUGACCAUCAUGGCGGUUUUCAUGCCAUAGUACACAAUUCCGGCGGAAACGACCACUCCGGUGGUACCUACGGGCACGGGCACAGUUUGGGCAUUUGGCAAGUGAUAAAGUGGUUACGACAAAGUACCAUGGAGUGUAAGAAAUUAAUAUUGACGACAUGUCUGUGUACGCUGAUGAUAUGUCAAGUGAGGACAGGAAUUGUUUCGAUAUCUGAUGCUUCGGAUGAACACCAUCAACAUCAACAUCAACAUCAGGAUUAUGAACAUCAACAUGUGCCUGUAGCAACAUCUUACAUGCAUUUCCACGGACCACUAGAGGGGCCAGAGUUCCAAGUGAAAGUGCCCUAUGUGAUUCCUCAUCACUACGAAAAUCACUACCAGCACAGCGAGCACCAGCAUCAGGAGAAUAACGAUCUGGUUGGUCAUCAUAGCCACAUGGACGAGCAUCACGCAGAUGAGGCUCACAGGUAUAUUGGACAUACCACAGACUAUGUCGCGCAUCCCAAGUACGAGUUUGCUUACGGAGUCGAGGACCAUCACACUGGAGACUUUCACGAGCAAAAAGAAGUCAGAGACGGGACGAGUGUGAGUGGCGAGUACAGUUUGAAGGAACCUGGCGGCACUGUUCGUGUUGUUAAAUACAAGGCCGACAAGGAUGGCUUCCAUGCGCACGUCGAGACCAAGGGGAAGAAUGAUCACUCAGGAGCGACCUACACCACACACGCUCAUCUUCAUCAGCACGAACUGACUCAUCACGAUGACAAUCAAAACCACCAUCAUCUGCAGCUACACGCCGAGGACAAUCAUUACGACACUCACGACGCCUAUGCAUGAUCAUUUUUAUUUUAUUUUUUUUAACACAUCUUUG
Molecule: messenger RNA, 1204 nt
Organism: Microplitis demolitor
Lineage: Eukaryota; Metazoa; Arthropoda; Insecta; Hymenoptera; Braconidae
Product: histidine-rich glycoprotein-like
Exons: 6
Coding region: 10-1170 (386 amino acids)
Cellular component (GO): extracellular matrix
Source: RefSeq, a predicted model, not a curated record